GGUUUGCCUCUUUGUUUGUUCAUUUAUAGGAACCAUUCGAAUGGACAUUGCAUGCCUCGGGCAUCCCAGGCAGAACCGUUUUCCACUGGCCUAGCUGCGAUGACCAUUGGUUCGAUAGGGUUCGGGCGCUAUUGUCAAAUGACCGUUGCCGUUGCAUUAUUUGAUCCUACGGAAUGGUUGUUUACAUCUAAUUAAUUAGGUCAGACCUCUUACAAGUCCGACGGCACUAUAGCAUCAAUGACAUCAUCAUUUAAUUUCUGACAUGUAAAGCUAUGUCCAUGACGUCCACAAAGCGCAAUGUGUGCAAAGAUUCCAUUCCAGUCAAUGAUGCUUCUAUCACGGGGUCAAUGUCCGUUACAUUACAAUACAUAAUGUGGUGUAGACGCUUUGGGUAGGCAACAUAGCAUCAUCUAUUAUAAAGCGCAAACCAGGGGAAUGCCACCAUAAAACAGCCAGUCAAAAUAAAUGUGUAGGCUAAGCCUAUGGAGGUGUGAGUGAGUGACUGACUGGGUUUCUGCCCACCUCGAUGCUGUGGAAUAGCCCACUGAGCUAAAGCCUAGGCUAUUAGCUCAGGGAACUAAGUCUUUAGGUCUCACUGGUGUGUUGUGGAAAGAAAAGCGUUCAGUUGUCAUUGAGUCACAGGGUAAACACAUUGAAGAUAAUACUACCUGCUCUCUCGCCUAACAGACAGGAUACGACUGUCUGUGUAUUAUUAUUCUAGUGAGGCAGUCAAUCUGUCAACCCCACAGCCUUCAUGCCGUGAGGGUUUCCUGUUGGUGGUGCACACUGGUUUGAAUGAUCCUAUAGGGAAAAACAAACAGACAACAUCUUGAGCCUUGUCGACAACAAUCUGGCGUCUGUGUCUCUCUCUUUUCAUAUUUCUCUCUCUUUCAUCCGAUCUCGCUCUCUCUUUCGAUGUCUCUCCAUAUUUCUCAUGUUUAGUGUAGAUUCUGUCUCCUAGUGUAAACAUCUGCCUUCCAGAGAAAUCGCAGGCUUUGAUAACACACAGACAUAUUUCCUUUCUCACGCACACUGAAAGGUGUGUGUGUGUGUGUGUGUGUGUGUGCGUGUGCGCGCACGUGCGUACAUGGUGUCUGUCAGUGGUGGAGAUAAAGAAGCAUGUUGCCCAUUGAUUUCCAUGGCAGCAGUGGAACAGCCUUGCCCUGAAAACAACCAUGCCCUGACACUGAUCCAAUUGGAAAGCUGAACCACCCAGGUUCCACUUCAUUAUCCUGACCUGUUCCAACCCCUUCUCAGAACAGGCCAGGCAGCAUCAGUCAAUGUAGACCUACAUAGGAACAAGACACUGUGGCUGAGUGACCAUCUACUUAGCUCUGUCUACCUGUCCUCAUCGUGACCCUUUUAUUGGCAUCCUAACUGUCAUGUGUUGUCAUAACGACCAAUGGAAGCAUUGUUGUUUUAACAGCAAAAACAUGUCAUUGAAUUGAUUUAUCCCAUGAAUUCAUCACUGUGUUGAUUGAAUUGCAUGAUAGCUCCAUUGAUGAGGGAGUUCAUGAAGACAAUUGAUUGACUCUUGACUCGUUGCCGUGUUGUUAUUUGACAGUGCUAGUUUAGAGGUCAGGGGUCAUGAACGGGGUCAUAUGAGCAUGCAGCCUGAAUUAAGGAACUGAAAAGCAAAAGUCCUUCCUCAACAUGCACACACACACACAAACACAGGAAUGUCGUAUUGCUUAUCAGACAUGUGUUUUGUUGUACAUUCUGAAAUCCUUUGUUUACUUAUGUGAGUGACCUUUUUUUUUUAUUGUACACAGAUUAUGUAGAUUAUGGAAUUCAUUUUAAUAAUGCAGAUGAGCGUAACUAUGAUGCUUUAAUCCCCUUCAAUUAUGAUGAUGGUUAAAUAGUUAUGUGUCUAAUCCCAUGUCCUGAUGAGGUGAGAUUUUUUUAUAUUACGUUGCGUUUAAAUGAAAUAACUUAAUUCAGAGAGGGGGAGAGAUCUUGAUUGCCUGCUAUGUGUGGUUGAAUGAUGGCUAAUUGUCAGGCUGCCAGUAGUUUAAGUGCAUGACUUCCUCUCAUUCCCUUCCCAUCAUCGCCUCCGAAUUCGAGGAACAAAUCAUUAAUUUCGACCAUUGCGAAGAAACAAAAAAAGAGAAAGGGAAAGGAAACACAUCUGAGAGUAUAGAGGGACGAGGAGGUGGUGAGAAGAGAUGAGGUGAAUCGUUAUGCAGCAAGAUACACUUCCUGAAUGAGCAAGAGCGGGAUGUUUUGGGAUAUUAUCGAACUCCUUCCUCGGGGUGUACAGGGAGAGAGUGUGUAGGGGUUUCAGUGAGGAGGGGGAGUGUUGUGAACACUGAGGGGGGCUUAUACUGCAGGAGCAUCUUAAAGACGGUGUGGAGACCGAGUCUUUGUUGGUCCCAGUUAUGUAACAAUGACAACGCUAAGUAAAGACUAAUAACAGUGUUCACACUCAGAAGGAGCGAGGGACAUGGGGGAAGAAGAGCAGAGAGAACGUGGAGACGUGGUAGAGGAGAGAGAUGGGGGAGGGGAUGCACAUGUAUGGAGGAGUGAUGGCAGAAGACGCAAUAUAAAAGUCGUGGGAUACAGAGAGAGUUGGAGAGAGUGAGUACGGGAGGUGAAUUGAGGAGAGGUGAAGCGUGUAUGCACGAGGGGUGUGAAUGAGAUGGAUUGUAAAUGGCAUUAAUCCAGUCCUCUGCUGUCCUUCCCCCUGGCUACAGAUACAGAUAGCAGGUCCCAAUCUCAUUAUCUGUCUACGUGCAGAACACACACACACACACACACCAAGAUUAACACCAGAUCAGACUGACACAGACUGGGACUAACUGAAUCGUCAGUAUGAAGAGCAUGAACCGUAACACGCUGAAUUUACUUUUACAACUGCUUAAGUUCUAGCCUUUGUUUCUGGAUCUCAAUCAUUUGUCCUAGUGAAUAAAUUAAUUAAUAAAUACAGGUGAAUCGAUUUCAAUUAGAUUAGAAGAGUCAGUAGAGAGAGACUUUGUAUGUGUAAUAAACCACUGCAAGUCAGCUCUACGUCCACACACAGAAGGAAUUCGACUCCCUUAGAUUCCCACUAGACUGCCUGGGACUCUUUGAGAGAUGCGUAAAGUGGUCUGUUCAGUUCAUUAACGACUCCAAAGGAACUCCAUCCCAGAGAGUGUGUAGGAGCUGCAGCCUCUGCAGUCUGCUGGGGGAAACAAUUGGUAGCAUUCAUGGCCAUGUCUGCUGACACACAAAGCUCUCAUAGAUAAACCCAUCGCUCUCUCUAUCUGCCCCCGGAUCCACCCCACCACCCCCUUUUAUGGGCAGAAUGAAGAGAUUUCUAGUCCAUCCAGUCUAAUGGGCUAGCUGAUCCAUUGAUGAGCGCCAAUUGGGUUUACGUGACAGUUGCUGUCACUAGGCCAUUCUCUGCUAUACCAGGCAGGAUUUACUGAAGUAAGAUCAUUUUUAUUUGCCCAUUAUGUGCCACUGACUGUCUAACCAGGUGAUCCCCAGGCCAGACAACACAUCCUCCUCUACCCAGGUCCACAACACUCUGCCUGGGUCUCCAUGGAGAAGCUCUGCCUGGGUCUCCACGGAGAAGCUCUGCCUGGGUCUCCACGGAGAAGCUCUGCCUGGGUCUCCACGGAGAAGCUCUGCCUGGGUCUCCACGGAGAAGCUCUGCCUGGGUCUCCACGGAGAAGCUCUGCCUGAGUCUCCACGGAGAAGCUCUGCCUGGGUCUCCACGGAGAAGCUCUGCCUGGGCCUCCACGGAGAAGCUCUGCCUGGGCCUCCACGGAGAAGCUCUGCCUGGGCCCUUGUAUCAGAACCAGAGGGGGUAGAGGACAAAUAAUAGUCCAACAGCAUGUCUCCUCUCUCUGGUAGAAUUUGACAAAGCCCCCUCAAGGGUUUCUCAACACAGCAGCCUGGCUCUCAACGGGACCGUGUGGGGCAAACACGUGGGACUGUUGACAUACACACCGAUGAUCGGCCUGCCACCACAGCUGUCCUAGUUACCACGGUGACACAGCCUGUCAUGUUUCCACUGCGACCACAGCCAGUCAGACAUCAGUGAUGGAUAUUGAUCAACAUGCGAGGCAGCUUUAGAGGUUCAGGGUUGAAAUGAACAGCUACAUUGAUUGAUAACUGCCACUGUUAUCACGCUAAACCCUUGUGUCCAUUCCACAAGUUCUAGUUCUUCAUUGGAAAGUGGCUCUGAUAGGACUGUGUGAUCUAAGUCUGUGACCGGGUGAGCUCGUGUCUGUCACACACCUCACGGAAUUCUCACAGUAGUUCAUUGGCCUUCCUUCAGUUACGUGGGCAUCAUACUUUCUUCCUAGCCUGGCUGGUCCCUGAUCUGGUUGUGCUCUUGCCAACUCCUUUUGCUGUCAUUGUCAAGCCAAAUAUGUUUGGCAUAACAAUUCCAUAACGAGUUGGCAAGAGAGCAGAAACAGAUCUGGGACAAGCCAGGCUACAUUGAUUUCAAAUCGUUCUUCAUAACCUUGUGUUUCUGCACUAGGUAUUUAUUUGGGUUUUGGGGAGAGAACAAUAGAUAAGACUGGCGAACCCAAAGAUAUCUGCAACAACCGAUAGGGGAAAGAAGACUGGAGGAACUGAGGAAACGAGAGAGAGAGAAUGGAAUGGUGCAAUCUUGCUUGAUCAGACUACUGAUUAUGAAGUUGAUGGAGGAGCUCCAAAACAGUGAGAGAACAUCUGGGGAACUCUUUGAAGACAUUUAGUAGCAGCGACAGACCAGAAGCCCACAGCAGCAGUAACACAGUGAGAAAACAUCUGAUGAAGUCUAUGAAGACAUUUAGUAGCAGCAACAGACCAGAUCCCACAGCAGUAACACAGUGAGAAAACAUCUGAUGAAGUCUAUGAAGACAUUUAGUAGCAGCAACAGACCAGAAGCCCACAGCAGCAGUAACACAGUGGAUUCUUGUGGAUGGGAAAUGCUCCCUGAUCUUCCCUGCCCUCCUCCUCCCUCUCCUGAACACCCCAAUCCCUCCAUCUCUCGUUCUCACUUUCUCCAUCACUCCAUCACUCUCUGGUCGCCAUGACGUCCACGCUGCAAACGCUGGCGCUCAAGCUGGCCCCGCCCCCUCAGGACCUAAACCCUGAGCGGUUGGACGGCUGCGAGGAGACGGGCCGGCGCUACAAAGUGGUUCCCUCCGUCGUGUGCUCCAUGUGUUGCCUCUUCGGCAUCAUCUACUGCUUCUUCGGGUACCGUUGUUUCAAGGCGGUGAUGUUCCUGACGGGCCUGAUGUUCGGCUCCAUCGUCAUCUUCAUGUUGUGUUAUAAGGAGCGCGUCCUGGACACCCAGCUCAGUGUUGAGGCCUCUGUGGGCAUCGGCCUGGGCAUCGGCACCCUCUGUGGCCUGGUCACCAUGCUGGUUCGCUCCGUGGGUCUCUUCAUGGUGGGUCUCCUCCUGGGCCUCUUGGUGGCUGUGGCUACCCUGGUGGGCAUGGAGGAGCUGUCCAACAGCCCCCCGAGGUCGGUCUGGGUCCCCCUGGGGGUGCUGCUCGGCCUGGGCAUGCUGUUCGCCGUUCUCACCCUCCAAUGGCAGCGCUUCUUCACCACCGUGUCCACGGCCGUGUUCGGGGCGGCGGUGAUCACCGUGGCGUUGGACUACUUUGUGGAGCUGUUUGCCCUGGUGCUGUACCUGUAUGAGAGGGUGAAAGCGGCGCCCAGAGGGAGACCCGUCUGUUGGAUCACCUGGGUGGUGCUGGGGGUGUGGCCUGUUCUGACGCUCCUGGGGGUGCUAAUACAGUGGAAGGUGACAGCAGAGGGAUACUCCCACACCAAGGUGAUCAUCAGUCGUCAGCAGCGGCGGGUCCAGCUGAUGCGUAUCCGUCAGAAGGAGGAGCGGAGGGACCGCAGCAGGAAGAGGAAGAAUAAGCAACAGAGAGACUCCACCCACAGCUCUCACCCUCCCAAACCCCUGCACCCUGAGCCCGCCUAUCGCAGGAAACCCAACCCUAUACGACGCUUUGACGGGGACGUCCUAUCGCCUAGUUACAUCCAGAGUUUCCGGGACAGGCAGGUUGAGGCCAGGCCGUAUCCUGGAGGGGGCAGACUGAUGGGGGGAGGAGGGGCUCACACCAAUGUGGACUAUGACUGUGGCUCCACCACACCCCUCACUGCGGCUGCAGGCCCCUUACUACGAGUCUGAACACUCCCCUAACCACUGGUCCAACCACACCCCCAAUGAUCUGGCAGCCACAUCACACCCCCAAAAGGUGUGACCACACCCACAACCCACCUGUGCUGCAGUAUGGAUCUGACCACACCCCUAAAUGGUGCGACCACACUCCCAAAGGCCUGUAUUGCAGUAUAGGUCUGACUGACCACUCCCCCACCACAAUGCUGGAGCCAAUCAGAGUAUGUGAAUAGUAAAGGCCUGAACUCCUUUUUCUGUUUCACACACACACACACACACACACCAGCCACAUGCAUGAAAAUACUAUACACACAUCCACAAACACUGCAGUGGAACUGGACCUGGUGAACAGAGAGAGAAAUACAGGGCCUCCAACUAGAUGGAUAGAUGUUACCUGAGGCUUCUCUCUCUCCAUCCAGCCUCCAGCCAGUCUCCAUCGGGACACAGUUUAAAGAAGCAUGGCUCAGGUUUCAAACGAGGCAUCGUUUUACCACGGACACCGGAAUACAAUCCUCUCUCUUCAGGAUUUUGAAAGAUUCAACUUAAAGUCUUGUCUACUGCUCGGCAGUCUUAAUUCCUGAAAUCAUUCUCUGUCGUCAACAGGCAGUUCCUUUGUACUGCAUUUCUACGGUUCCAUCCUUCUAUGGAGUUGGGACCUUCUGAUGAGAACUGACUAGUCAUAAACACCCCUGCUCUGUGCCAUGCCAGCCCAACAACAGAUCACCUCCUGGGAAGGAGAAGAAUAUCUGUCUUUUAAGAGGAAGCAUUAUGCAUUCUUGGUGCUGGACGAUAUCCUUCUUUGGAAAGCAGUUUGAAAUCCCCCUUCUUUAAAUGAAGUUGGGAGAUCCAGUUGAUUUACGGGUGCCUUGUGACUGCCCUUACUUGGACUGUACCACUCAGCAGUGAGAUAGGGGUUAUUGGCAGUGGUCACUGACUGAGAGAUGUGAGAGACUAUAUGAUAACGUGCUAUAUUAUUAUAGUGACAGACAACAAAGUUGUUGCGAUAGGAAUGAGGGUAGGCCUAUGUCUAGCAGAGGAGCAACAGUGACCCAAUCAGGGAGCAAGCAAGGAAACAGUGGAUGGUGAUUGGUCUAAACUGCCCUGGGCUCUACCAAAAGGAACCCUUAAUGAAGUCAGCACAGGGUCAACAAGAGGUCAAUAAAGAGUUCAAAACAGAAAGGGGUCCGAAUAAACGAUCGACCAAUACAACGAGAGUAUUGACCACUCCUCCUCCACUCUACAGAGAGGACCAUUCAGGUCACAGAGGAUCGCCUACAUAUAGAUAGACCCCUACAUAAUGUGCAUUGGCUUUUCAAUAUGGGUCAUAACAUUCUGUCUAUCGUGUAUCAGCAAAUGACAUGACAUCUAUGGUUUAUUAUUGUCUUUGACUCGGACUGUGAAAGGGACUGUGAGUGUGAAACCCAUGAUAAAAUAAUACAGGCGUGAUGUUAUUAUUAUUAUGAUUAUUAUGAUUGCCCCAUUGGGCUGUGGGUCGGGACAGGGUAUGAGAAUCAAAGUUAUUUUCCCAGAAUCUUCCAGGGGAAAUCGACCUGGCUGCAUGACUCAGUGGUUCCUUCCUGUUCCUGUCCCCCUCUCUUAUCUGUCUCCCGUGGCUUUGUCCUCCUCACCUCACCAGACAGUGGUUCCUAUCCCCUCUAGCCCGGUCAGCCCACAUCUAACAACCACGUGCAUAGUUUGUUAAACACUUCUCACGAAUAGCUUCUUAAUAAUGCAUUAUAAGCACAUGUAUAAUGCAUAGAGAUUACAUUGAUAUUCAUGAGCACUUAUUAUGCGCUUAUUUUACAUUAUGAAGAGCAUAUUCAUAGGAAGUGUUAGUAAAUUAGCCUGAGUGCCAGUCUUGUUAAAGCCAUCGUUUCAACUCCUUGCCGUGACAAUGAGUUGGCAUGGUAGCACAAACAGAUCUGGGACCAGGCUAUUACAGACUUGUCCAUACAGCACAAACAGAUCUGGGACCAGUAUUACAGACUUGUCCAUACAGCACAAACAGAUCUGGGACCAGUAUUACAGACUUGUCCAUACAGCACAAACAGAUGUAAUUCCCCACUAGUGCUCAUUCUUCUGAUCUUCUGUUUUGUACAUAAACAACACUGUAUUUUUACCAUUUAUCUGUAUUUCUUGCUUUAUUUGAUUGUUUAUUUUAGGAUAUUUCAUUUUAAUAAAAUGAACCUUUUAUUUAACUAGGCAAGUCAGUUAAGAACAAAUUCUUAUUAACAAUGACGGCCUACCGUGGAACAGUUGGUUAAACACCUUGUUCAGGGGCAGAACAACAGAUUUUUACCUUGUCAGCUCGGGGAUUCGAUCCAGCAACCUUUCGGUUACUAGUCCAACGCUCUAACCACUAGGCUACCUGCCGCCCAAAUAACAUGUCCUUUCUGAAGUACUGUAUGUAGAUUUAUUUAUCAGGUAAUUUAUUGACAUUAUGUUAUUGACAUCUUUUGACUUCAAGAGUGCAGCCUCAUAAAUGUAGGCCGGUGAUAUUCCAUGCUUCUUAUUACAAAUAUAAUUAUUAAUACUAUUAUUAUUCUUAUUAUUAUUAAAGCAUGUGUUUUUAUGGGCCUGUAUAUGAUAAACAAAGUGAUUCUUCAA
This is a messenger RNA of Oncorhynchus tshawytscha (Chinook salmon), 8719 nucleotides long. Its product is annotated as transmembrane protein 198-B. The record is from RefSeq and is a predicted model, not a curated record. Bases 5009 to 6124 code for a protein of 371 amino acids. The transcript has 6 exons. NCBI's taxonomy places the organism in Eukaryota, Metazoa, Chordata, Actinopteri, Salmoniformes, Salmonidae. Gene Ontology annotation, biological process: positive regulation of canonical Wnt signaling pathway. Gene Ontology annotation, cellular component: plasma membrane; cytoplasmic vesicle.